CUCACAUGUGUUUAAAGAGGAGGAGGAUCUCAAAGAGCCCAGUUGCCAGAAGGGGGACUCCACCUUGAAACAAGAGGAGCCUUUUCAGAUAAAACAGGAGCAAGAUGAACAAGAACAGUUUAAAGAGGAAGAGAAACAUCUCUGGAUUAGUUUGGAUGAAAAGCCAUUCGUGAAGAAAAAUGAGUCUAAUGACAUUUUGGCGUUUCCUUGCAAUUUGCAAAUAAUCCCCAAUGAAAAAGAUCCAAUCAAAAGCCAUGCCAUUCCUCAGGAAUACCCCAAAGUUGAGAACCAGGAUCAUGAAAGUAACAGUUCUGAAGACCAAGGAGAAAAGAGCAACGAGGAGCAGAAAGAAAACGAUAGAUGUCAAAACAACAAACAAUUGAACGUCACUGCUGACGUUUCAAAGCAAACUGACCUACAAAGUGAUAAAGAUUCGUGUAUUGUGAAAACUUGUGACAAAAUCCUGUCUAAAAACAGUCACUUGACUAGGCACGUGGAAAAGCAAGCUGCUAAGAAGCCUUUCUCAUGUGUUACAUGUGGAAAAAGUUUUCGUUUAAGAAAUGUCCUAACAAUACACAUAAGAACACACACAGGCGAAAAGCCUUUCUCUUGUGUGACCUGUAAAAAAUGUUUCAUAAAACGAUCUAAUUUAACACUUCAUAUGAGAACUCACACGAAUGAGAGGCCUUUCCCGUGUACAACCUGUGAAAAAAGAUUCACCAGCAGAAGCUGUCUAAUGCGUCACAUCAGGAGCCACACAAAAAGAGAAGCCUCUUGUGCAACCUGUGGAAAAUGUGUUUUAGAAAAUAGUUGUGAUAAACCUUUCACAUGUAAUGAUUGUGGAAGAUGUUUCAGUUGCAAAACCCUUUUAAGAAAACAUAUGCGAAUUCAUACAGGAGAUAAACCUUUCUCAUGCACAACCUGUGGAAAAGGUUACUCCGAUAGCAGUAGUUUAACUUAUCACAUGAGAACUCACACAGGUGAUAAACCUUUUGCUUGUAGUACUUGUGAAAAGAGAUUUGGUGUUAAAAGCCAUUUAACAAGGCACAUGAGAAUUCACACGGGUGAGAAACCUUUUAGGUGUAUUAUUUGUCAAAAAAGUUUCCGUACGACUAGUGUUUUAGAUCGUCAUUUGAAAACUCACACGAGUGAGAAACCCUUCUCGUGUAACACCUGUGAAAAAAUGUUCUCCAGAAAAAGCUAUUUAAAUCAACAUAUGAGAACUCAUACAGGGGAGAGGCCUUACUCAUGUACCAUUUGUGAGAAAAGGUUUCUCAUUAGAGGGAGUUUAAUGCGACACAUGGGAACUCACACUGGUGAGAAACCUUAUUUAUGUGAUAUUUGUAAAAAAGGGUUCAGUUGUAAAAGCCAUUUAACCCGACACAUGAGAAGCUCACACUGAGAAGCCUUUCUCUAGCAAGAUGUGCUCACAGUUUCAGGCAAAAAUGAGAACUCGUAUAUGCUGGGUGGUGCAAUGAGAGCUUUAAAUAUUAAACAAUGUAGUGACUGCAAUCACAACUG
Molecule: messenger RNA, 1521 nt
Organism: Cyprinodon variegatus (sheepshead minnow)
Lineage: Eukaryota; Metazoa; Chordata; Actinopteri; Cyprinodontiformes; Cyprinodontidae
Product: gastrula zinc finger protein XlCGF71.1-like
Exons: 1
Coding region: 662-1402 (246 amino acids)
Biological process (GO): regulation of DNA-templated transcription
Molecular function (GO): RNA polymerase II cis-regulatory region sequence-specific DNA binding; DNA-binding transcription factor activity, RNA polymerase II-specific
Source: RefSeq, a predicted model, not a curated record